Daphnia pulex (common water flea) is the source of this 1885-nucleotide messenger RNA. RefSeq lists its product as uncharacterized. NCBI's taxonomy places the organism in Eukaryota, Metazoa, Arthropoda, Branchiopoda, Diplostraca, Daphniidae. The transcript is spliced from 3 exons. The coding region runs from base 215 to 1885 and encodes 556 amino acids. The record is from RefSeq and is a predicted model, not a curated record.
UGUACAGCGAAUUUCAUUCGCUUCAGACCCUAAGGGUGUAGACAUAUUUUAUUUCUACCAAAUUAGCUUAUUUAAAGAACAAAACAAAAAAAGACAAGGACACAUAGACAAAGGGAAGACAAGGUCUGGAAGGUUACCGCACCUCUUUCGCACCUUUCUUCUGUCCUUUCCACCCUAUUUCCUACAGACUUAUUUUAGCUACCACCAAGUAAAGAUGUCUAGAAAUAGGGGUUUUUUCGGGCCACGUGGCCGCCCUAACGAUUUUCGUGGUUUUCAAGAACAGAAUUUUCUUGAGUAUCAGUACGGACCAGUCGAUAGAUUCCCAGCUGUUAGGGAAAGAUCGCCGAUCCGCCGGGACCCCAGGUAUCAGUACGAUUUUGGUGAUUAUCAGGAAGGGUACUUUAGGGAACGAGAGUUGAGGCGUGAGUAUUUUGAGCCUGGCUUCCGUCAGGAAGAGCAGUUCGUUCCAAGAGAAGAGCAGUACCGUCCAGAAGAGCAGUACCGUCCAGAAGAGCAGUACCGUCCAGAAGAGCAGUACCGUCCAGAAGAGCAGUACCGUCCAGAAGUAGAACCUCAGUUUUAUCAGGAGAGAGAGGAGGAUUUCUAUGAGUAUAGAUCGGAAGAUGAAGGAGGCUUGGAGAAUGAUCAGAGAGAAAAUAAUCGGCCAUGGAGGCCACCUCGUCGUGAAGAGGCAUUGGGUGAAGCUCUUCCCCAACAGCAGCCAAUUCAGCGUGAAACUCCUCCGCCUCAACCGAGUCCGCGUCAUCCGCCGCCGCAGCAGCAGCCACAUCAGCCACGUCCGGCCUCUCCCUCCCAAGAUGCGCCGUAUACAGUUUCAGCCCAGAUUUGCGACGAACUUACUGCAUGGUUGACAAAAGGUAUGUCAGGAGAGGAGUCGAAAGCAAUCUCGAAGCGUUUUCCCUUGAAAUUUGCGGAGGAAUCAUUUGAGAUUCGGCCCCCCAAGUUAGAUAAUUUCAUGCAGCGGCGAGCGAAGGACAAGGAGGUGCUAAGGAAUGUGAAUUGUGCGGAAGAAGUUUUAGUGGCGUUGCAGCAUAAGAUUUGUGACGUGGCUCCGCCACUUAUUGACUUGUAUGCGCGUGUAUCGGCUCUAGAAGAGGGAGAGAUCGCGGUUGAAGCAGCAAAAGAUUCAGUCAGGUCAGCACUGCGCCAAUGGGCGAGAGCAUGGCUGUAUGUGACGAAAGAAAGAAGAAAGUCGGUGGUGAGCCUCGUGGAGCCGUCCUUUCAGUUUCUUCUGGCUGGGCCGGAAGCGUUCGCGGUUGGUCCAGAGGCUAGGGAGAAACUGUUCACUGGAAAGUUUCUUGAUGCCAUGUUGAAGGAGGCCACUCAGGACGCGACGUUGGCACAGAAGGAUGCGGCAGUGCGAUCAGCAGGUCGUGCAUUGCCGUCUCAUAGGCCAGCUGGUCGAGGACGAUUGGUUAGAGAGCCAGCCCCAUUCCAACACCCCUACCAGCGUCAAAGAGAACCAGCAAGCAGCAAUGGCGGUAGACGAGGUCGGUUCAGAGGAGCGAGAGGAGCGGGCGAUAGCUGGUCACGCAUCGGUCAAAGCUGGGAAUUAAUUACGGACGAUAAAUGGGUUUUGAAUUCGGUGGCUACAGGGGUGACGUUAGAUUUUCUUAAGCAGCCGCGGCAAAAUUCCAUACCUUCUCCGAUUCCUAUGUCCAAAGAAAUGGAAGCAGUAUGCGAUCAGGAAGUAAAAGAUUUGGUUUUGAAAGGGGCCAUCAAGGAAGUAACAGACGACUCGGAGGUCGGUCCGUUUUCUGCUGAGGGAGGGGGACUGGAUGGUAAAAUUAGACCUCAAGGAUGCCUAUCUUACAGUUCCGAUCCAUUCCUGGAGAGCGGAACUGGCGGGCUCUACACUCGUUGA